This is a messenger RNA of Synchiropus splendidus (mandarinfish), 1170 nucleotides long. RefSeq names its product thymosin beta-12. The transcript is spliced from 3 exons. Bases 361 to 492 code for a protein of 43 amino acids. Gene Ontology annotation, biological process: regulation of cell migration; actin filament organization. Gene Ontology annotation, cellular component: cytoplasm. Lineage: Eukaryota; Metazoa; Chordata; Actinopteri; Syngnathiformes; Callionymidae. The record is from RefSeq and is a predicted model, not a curated record. Gene Ontology annotation, molecular function: actin monomer binding.
CGCUCGCGGUUUUCACCCGCGGCGUGUCUCUUUGUUUGCCUCUCCGUACAAAGACGCGCGUGUUCGCCCCGGGCCGCGGCGCGCGUGUCCCCGCCGUCAGGGCGGUGGUGCUGUGGAGGACGUCACCAGUGGAUGUGGAGCAAAACUGCGACGGUGUUUUUUUGACUCCGACCUCCUGAUCAGCUCGUGUAACGGAGGGGAAUCAUGUUUAAAGUCGCGAGUUUCAUGAUGUGACUGCGUUCUAACGGUCUGCUGAGCGGCCACGCGCACAAAGAAGCAGCCCACAGCGUGUCUUGGUCAGCCUGGCCACACCCUUCAGACCCUCUGGACCAGGAGCCUCCUCGAUCUGCAUCUGCAACCAUGAGCGACAAGCCCGACAUCUCUGAGGUGACCAACUUUGACAAGAGCAAGCUGAAGAAGACGGAGACUCAGGAGAAGAACCCCCUGCCGACAAAAGAAACCAUCGAACAGGAGAAGGCGGCGACGUCGUGAAGCCCCCCCCCUCCCACAUGCACUGUACACCCCCUCCUCCUGCAUUGCCUUGUUUUCAAGUCACCUCUUUUAGCUGUUUAACUCUGUAACCGAAAAUAUGAAAUGACAACGAUAACCAAGCGUCAGACUGCGGACAGAUGGGAUCCUGGUCCUGGUGGUCUGCUCCGGUCCCUCGGCGCCGGCCAUCCACUCACCACAUUGUCCUGCCACGGAGAGACGAGGGAAGGAGGGAGGGGCCGCACGUGACUCCCACCUUCAGCACCUAUCCACCAACAUGGCGUGCGGCAGGAGGAGCGAGGGGCGCGGCCGGCGUUCCAGGAAGCUUCUAGUGGUCCCUCCACCGACAGCCGGCUUCCUGCGCAGCUGCCUCUUCGCCUGAUCCCAGGCGGCAAGCUUCUUUUGUUUUUUCUGAUUUCCAUCAAAGAUGCACAACUUUGUUCGUACGCUGGCCAAAAUCUGAAAAAAAUCACUUUUUGAUUUUCUAUCUGUGAGCGCAAGGUUCUUAUCAAUUUGCAGUCCGCGCGGCACGGGGCAGGUUUGUCCCAGAGUCUCCUUCCAAAACACGGUUUUUCUUUCAGUCCAAAGAGUAGUGAAUGAAUCCCAGCUGUCAUGAUUCUCUGCCACAAACCACCAGAAAUGGAAAAUUGUGAAAUGUUGUAAUAAAAAAUUUGUUACUAA